Molecule: messenger RNA, 267 nt
Organism: Fulvia fulva
Lineage: Eukaryota; Fungi; Ascomycota; Dothideomycetes; Mycosphaerellales; Mycosphaerellaceae
Product: Cryparin
Exons: 3
Coding region: 1-267 (88 amino acids)
Cellular component (GO): extracellular region
Source: RefSeq, a predicted model, not a curated record
AUGCAAUUCCUCGUCCUCGCCCUUGCAUCGCUUGCAGCCGCAGCACCAUCAAUCAAGCUCCGCGCUCCUUCCGAUGUCUGCCCAGCUCUCGACACCCCGUUGUGCUGUCAGGCCGACGUUCUCGGUGUCCUUGACUUGACUUGCGAGGCUCCAAGCGACGACACUUCGGUCUCAAACUUCGAGGCCGCCUGUGCGACCACUGGCUUGACUGCUCGGUGCUGCACGCUUCCUUUGCUCGGUGAAGCGCUUCUUUGCACAACACCCUAA